AUGAGCUUACAUUUUAGUGAUGAAGAUGAUAUAUAUGAAGAUAAUGCUAAUAAAGAAAAAAGUGAAAAUAAUGAUUUGAAUUAUGAUUCCUUCAAUGACGAAAAAAAAAACGAUGAAAAUUUUAUCCAGAAAGAUCAUUAUGAUGAAAUGGAAGAAUGUGAAGUUGAAGAAAAAAAGAAAAGAAAAAAAAGUGUAGGAUUUCAAUUGAAAAAUCUAUUUAAUGAUAUAGCCCUAAAUAAAAUUAAUAGCUAUAUUCAAAAAAAAAGAAAGAGCGAACAUAGAAAUAGUUAUGAUGAUAAUUCUAAUUUAUAUGAAGAUGAUAAUGAAGAAGAUUCCUAUGAAGAUGAAUUACAAAAAUACGUUAGAGAAGAAAAAGAUAAAAUAAAACAAGUACUGCCAGAAAAAGAUGAGUUAUGGGAAAUGUUUAUUUACCUAAAUUUAAAAAAAAAGAAAAGAAAAAUUGAUUAUGACGAAAAAUAUUAUAGUUUAGCGAUUAAAAAAAUAUUAGAAAAUGUAGAAAAAGAAUAUAAAGAUAUAAUUAAGGAAAAAUUAUUUCAAAAUAAAAAUUUCGAAGAAUAUUUAAUUAUAACUGAUUUUUCUGAUUUUCUAAAAAGUAACAAUAUUGAGAAUAUAGAAAAAAAUACACUGAUUCCCCUUAUUAAAAAAAAAAACUCAUUAAAAGAUAUCAAGAAAAAAUUAAUUGAAUUGUAUAAUAAAGGAAAUUACUGUAGUUAUAUAAAAGAAAUAAAUUUUUUUAAUGAAAAAAAAGAAGAAAAUUUAAAUGAAGAAGGUGAUAACAAUAAUAACAGUAGAAAAUAUGAAACUUAUAAAAGACAGAGUACCAAUUUAAUAAUAGAAAAAGAAAAACUUAAUUUAUCCUUAAGCAAAUUAUCUGAUAAGUAUUCUCUAAUGAUAAAUAAAAUAAAGAAACAUAAAAGAAAAGAUUUAAGAACAAAUUUUAAUUUAUUUAUGAAUCUAAUUAAUGAAGUUACUUCAAAGUUAUAUUUUUCUAUCCAUAAUGUUUUUUUAAUAGAUGACAAUAAUUCAAAUAUAGCUGAUAUUUAUAAAACAAUUAGAAGAAAAUAUAAUAUACAUGAUGUUUUAGCUAAAGUUCAAAAAUUAACACAAAAAAAAGAAGUAUAUGAACAUUAUCGUUCUUAUUUAAUAUAUAAAUAUAAAACAACUUAUCCCGUUUGCGAUGAUGCUUUUAAAAAUCAUAUAAUGAAAGAUAAUAUUAAUAUAUUUAACUUUAAAAAAUUUUAUAAUACUGAAUUUUCGAAAGAAAAAUUUUUCAUUAUAAAGGAUUAUGAAAAAACUGAAACACAAAAUGAAAAUAUAAGUAACACUGAAAAAAAUGAAAAAGAAGAAAUGAUGAGUCAAAAUAAAAAAAAAGACAAAACUUCUUCCGAAGAUUUAUAUACAAACGAUGUAUAUAAUGAUGAUUUUUUUAAUGUGAAUAUGCAAAAUGAUUGUAGCAAAAAUUUACAAAAUGGCAAUACUGAUUUAAAUAUUCCUGAAAAGAAAGAAGAGAAAAAUGAAAUUAAUAAUAAUAAUAAUGAUAAUAAAAACAUUUUUGAACAAAAGAAUAUGGAAAAUGAAAAUAAUGAUAAUAAUAACCUUAAUGAAACACCUUUAGAAAGAGCUAAGAGAAUAGCUAGAGAAAAAAAAAAAAAACUAUUAGAAAGUAGAAUUAAAAUUAUAUAA
This is a messenger RNA of Plasmodium relictum, 1704 nucleotides long. RefSeq names its product conserved Plasmodium protein, unknown function. Bases 1 to 1704 code for a protein of 567 amino acids. The record is from RefSeq and is a predicted model, not a curated record. Lineage: Eukaryota; Apicomplexa; Aconoidasida; Haemosporida; Plasmodiidae. The transcript has a single exon.